Messenger RNA from Penicillium taxi, 297 nucleotides. RefSeq lists its product as uncharacterized. The transcript has 2 exons. The coding region runs from base 1 to 297 and encodes 98 amino acids. Lineage: Eukaryota; Fungi; Ascomycota; Eurotiomycetes; Eurotiales; Aspergillaceae. The record is from RefSeq and is a predicted model, not a curated record.
AUGUCGCCAAUGGGCUGUGAGCAGUCUCGUCAAAGCGACGACGGCUUGAGCCUCGACUGUGGAGUGUUUCCACCAACUAGCGACGCUUACAGUCUUACGUGGCGACAGUGGGUGCAGUACAUCGAACACUUCCAUAGCCCCCAUGGUAUUCGCCAAUGUACUAUCAAUUAUGCCCUUGCUGCAGACUCUGUCACGGGCUCAAUAAUUUCCGGUCCAAUCUCCAAUCGAAUUGGCCGUCGACUCUCUAUUCUUUGCCUGUUUCUGGUGGCUGAUUCGAACAGCCAAGCCGGAGCCUGA